AUGAGCCCGGCUGGGCUUCCGCGCCGCAGGCCAGCCUUAGCCCGUGUCAAGAAGCCCGCAUACCCCGACACACAGAAUAAUACCACGACGUGCUACACUUCCAGGGUGUGCAUCGUGGCAGGUUGGCGAUUAAGUGAAAGAGGACGAGACAUGAGACAGUUAGGAAGUAGUUUGCAGUUGAAGGAAGGAGCAGAUAUGGAUGGAUGGAUGGAUGGAUGGAUGGAGAUUCAGUGGUUAAAAGUACUGCAGGUCUUGGAUCAUGUCUUCCUUGUUAAUCUGCAGGUCUUGGAUGUAAGAUGUGGAAUUGGGGGGGCCUUAAGGGAAAUAGCCAGAUUCAGAUGUCUCAAUGCUAUUUGUCAUUCUAGCUCAACAGAUAUAACUGGACUAAACAACAACGCUUACCAGAUAUCAAGGGGCAAGAUGCAAUAUAGGCUAUUUGCAUUUCAGGAGCUCAAUUUUUCGGCCGGUUUGAGUGAGCAGUGCAACUUCAUAAAGGGAGACUUCAUGAACAUGCCAUUUCCUGACAACACCUUUGAUGCAGCCAACGCAAUAGAGGCCACAAUUUAUGCUCCUGAUGUACUAGGUGCCUACAGGGAGAUAUACCGGGUGCUGAAACCUGGUCAAUAUUUCGCACUAGAUGGACUGCGCUUGACUGAUAAAUUUGAUCCAAACAACGCUAAGCAUAGGGACCUCAAGGCCAAAAUUGAGCUCGGCUGUGCCUUGCCUGACGUCCGUACCACUCGUCAGUGCAUCCAGGCUAUGAAAGAAGCUGGAUUCGAGGUGCUGGAUCUUGCUGAGGACUCUCCAUGCCCAUGGUACUGGGACAUAGAUGCCCACCUUUUCUCAUGGAGCAGCUUCAGUUACUCUGGUGUCGCAAAGUUCCUCAUGCGUGCAAUUGCUGGUACACUGGAGUUCCUCCGGAUUGCUCCGAAAGGCAGCAGUAAGCUUGUUAGCAUGCUGCAUAGUGCAUCCAAUGACCUCAUCAUAAGCUGUCGGGAACAGAUCUUUACAGUGACCUUCUUUGUCCUUGGCCGGAAACCUCUCAAGGAAAGUGAUGUUUAA
Molecule: messenger RNA, 1062 nt
Organism: Miscanthus lutarioriparius
Lineage: Eukaryota; Viridiplantae; Streptophyta; Magnoliopsida; Poales; Poaceae
Source: the annotation of a GenBank genome assembly